Racocetra persica is the source of this 176-nucleotide messenger RNA. NCBI's taxonomy places the organism in Eukaryota, Fungi, Glomeromycota, Glomeromycetes, Diversisporales, Gigasporaceae. The record is from the annotation of a GenBank genome assembly.
AUGGCAAACAAUGAAAAAAACACUAUGGACGAAAUUCCACCACAUUUUGUUAAACAAGGUGAAAUCAAAAUCAAAAAUUUUUUUUUAAUUAGACCGGAAUUAAAAGAAGAAUUUGAAAAAAUUAAUUUUAUUGUUGAUGAAUAUUCUCCUGAAUUAAAUAAAUAUAAAGCUAAAAU